AUGAACUCUUUGGGAAAUAAUAAACUUUCCACUGGGGAUGAGGAAAUUCAUUUGGCAAGAAAAAGAAGCUACCAUGAGGACCAAAAUGAUGAUGGAGCCAGGAAAAAGCAAAGAGACGAAGCCUUGUUGUCGCAAGAGAGCAACGACGGAAACAUUGACUCUGCUUUGUUAAGUGAAGGGGCUACUCUAAAGCGGACUCAAAGUCAAUACUCAAGCGAACCGACGUCUAACCAAGAUAGGAAGGGAAGCGACGGAGAUCCAUCGGUAGCCGAAGCCGCCGUUUCUGCCACUGUCAAUUACACGGAUUUAAUUCAGGAUGGCUCUGAUGCUCAUAUAUCUAAGCAAACAAACACGGAUGAUGAGCGCAGGAAUUCCAUGAAUGGGAGAAGAACCACAACCUUACCAAAUGAAGGAGUCAAGUCAAGUGCCUCCUUGGAAGGAAUGCCAUCUUCACUAAUGGAAUCAACACAACAAUCUAAAAAUGACAUGCUCAUACCGUUGGCUGAACACGAACGUGACCCAGAACACGAGCAUGAUGACGAAGACGACGCUGAAGACGAUGAUGGCCCCGACAGUGACUUAAAAAAGGACAUUAGUAUGCAGACAGGUCGUCGCGGAAGAAAACCAACUACAUUAGCUACAACAGACGAGUGGAAAAAGCAAAGAAAAGAUUCCCACAAAGAAGUCGAAAGGCGUCGCCGUGAAAAUAUCAAUACCGCUAUCAACAUCUUAAGCGAUCUUCUUCCUGUGAGAGAAUCAAGCAAAGCAGCAAUAUUGGCUCGUGCCGCAGAAUACAUCCAAAAGUUGAAGGAGACUGAUGAAGCCAAUAUAGAAAAAUGGACGUUACAGAAAUUGCUGAGUGAACAAAAUGCGUCACAGUUAGCCAGUGCCAACGAGAAACUGCAAGAGGAACUAGGGAAUGCCUACAAGGAAAUUGAGUACAUGAAGCGAAUUUUAAGGAAGGAGGGCAUAGAAUACGAAGAUAUGCACACCCACAAGACACAAGAGAAUCAAAGGGCAGGCACUAGGAGUGAUAAUCCACACGACGCUUAG
This is a messenger RNA of Saccharomyces mikatae IFO 1815, 1053 nucleotides long. It is a transcript of the gene CBF1, whose product is annotated as Cbf1p. Gene Ontology annotation, cellular component: nucleus. NCBI's taxonomy places the organism in Eukaryota, Fungi, Ascomycota, Saccharomycetes, Saccharomycetales, Saccharomycetaceae. Bases 1 to 1053 code for a protein of 350 amino acids. The transcript has a single exon. The record is from RefSeq and is a predicted model, not a curated record. Gene Ontology annotation, molecular function: protein dimerization activity; DNA-binding transcription factor activity.